UAGACCAGUCGUACAGACAGUCGGCAGGAGAAUAGUUUUCUCGUCUUAUCUUUUAUGAAAUCCCAACACCACCAGUUCGCCUAGUAACUGUAACUUUCCUUUCUUGAGUAUGCCUCGCCCCGCUCCCACAUUCCUGCGGCGCGCCGCUCCGGCGCCCGUGGCCACCACAGCCGCCGACCAGCUCCUCCCUCCGACGUGCAGCCCCUCCCCGACCUCGCCUCGCUUCCCUGCGGGGUUCCCCUUGCCGCUGUUCGCGCAGUCAGAUCUGGUGGCUUCCCUUUUCCCACAGCUGGCGGGGAUCUCCACGGAUCUGCACGUCUGAGUCGCCGCUCCGCCAUCCGCGGCCCGCGCGGCCGUCCCUAAUGUGCCUACACUGUCCCCCAAGGUCCGCUUUCCCGCCUAUGAUGCUCUGCUGGAAGGCACUCCUCCACCCCCCAUCCAUGAUGGGUCCCGCAUAUAAUGACCAAAAUGCCCAUGCUCCCAGAUUGACCAGGAACGACUCAUCCCCUUCCUCUCGCCGGCAGCAACGCCAGGAGACCGCGGCGGCUACUCGACGGCGAGUCGCGCUCGGUAGUCCUCGACGGCCGAUGGCCAUGGUUUUCCGCGGGGACUACAUCCCGGCGAGUCUGACCGGCGAGCCGGCCACCGCGUUGCCGCUGCAGCUCCUCUGACCACGACUGAAGGGACACGUCGUACACCACGGCGCGGACGGGAUGGGACGACCCUUCCCUUCGCCGCCUCCGACAGCAGCAGCUCGUCCAUGGUGCGGAUUGCAGAAGCCGACGCCGUGCUCGACUCCGUCAGUCCGUCCACCUGCUUGUGCAGGUCGUCCCGCGUAGUCCUCGAGCCGCAUGGCCUCCGCCUCCGUGCACGUAUCCAGCAGCAACGGCCGCCGGCCUUGUACGGCUGCUCCUCCUCUACGCGACGUCAAACUGCACCAUGGAUUAACAGGGCAUGCAGCCACAGAGCCUGCAACUUUCUGUUCUUUUCUUUUUGUAAUGUUCUUAGAGCCCGCAUCUUAAUCCAUCUCUUCUUUGCAUGGAUGGAUGCAUAAGUAUGAGCAACAUGGAGUGAUUCUAAGUUCAGAACAUCAAUUUGGACAAUAGUUAAUUAGUAAUUCCUUA
Triticum aestivum (bread wheat) is the source of this 1124-nucleotide messenger RNA. RefSeq lists its product as uncharacterized. The transcript is spliced from 3 exons. Lineage: Eukaryota; Viridiplantae; Streptophyta; Magnoliopsida; Poales; Poaceae. The record is from RefSeq and is a predicted model, not a curated record. The coding region runs from base 363 to 671 and encodes 102 amino acids.